AUGAAAAAAACUCCGACAUGUAAAUCUGAAACUGAACUUUUGAGUGAGUUAGGGUUAGAAAUGUAUUACCCUGAUAAGAUUGCUUUAUUUGAUAUAGUAAAGAUCCAACCAAGUCAUUCUAACAUUGAGCUUAGUAAUAUCCCAUGGGUAUUUUUAGAGAACAUAAUUUCUUUGAACUAUCAUGCUCGCGAUACAAUUUUAGAAGAACGUUUAGAACAUUCUAAAUGUGUACCUGAUAAAUUUGAUAUGCAGGUUGACUUUUUAGAUGAUUUACUUGGAAGUGAUGCAUUAUUAAAUAGAGUGAAUCCAAUUGAUUUGACCGUUGCUAUAUUCAAUUGUUGUUCUCCAGUAGUAAAACAAAUUAUUGCCUCAAAAAUGUUUAUGUGCCGUCUUGCCAUUCCAUUUGUCUUUCCACAAUGCAGAAACGAAGCCAUGUUAGUAUCUAUUUGGCCUAUUCGACAAGUUUUAAUAGAGAGAGAACUAUCUCAUAUUGGUGCUGUUGAUUGCCCUUGUAAUGUUGUUUCAUUUGUUCGGAUUGGGUAUACAUCAGUUUCGAAGUCUAGAAUGAUAAAUGAGAUAAUUUCAGACCAGUAUCAUUGUACAUUCUUCAACAAAGACAGUCCUCUUGGUUCAACUAAAAGAUGGAUAAGCAAUGGAUUGGUUGACAUGGCCUGGUAUAUACCAUCGACGAACAGUAGACUUCUUUCUAAUGUCACUGCAUGUCUAAAUCUAAGAGGUGAUUGUGAUAUACACAGACCACAGCUCCGUUUUAUGUCACUUUUCUCAGAUGCUAUUGUCAUUAUGGUGGAUAUUCAUGAAAUGAAGAACGAACGGUUUAUGGAGCUAAUUACAGAAGUUUACAACACAAACGUGAUGGUCAUUUUGUCCAUUGAUGCUAUCCGGUGUAAUAAAGAGGUGUUGAAAAAAGAAUUAAAAACGUUCUUAAGUAGAUCAGCCAUGCAUGAGGCCCGAACUAAAAUAAAUAUCAUGGCAGUGAACGGUAUUGUAAGAAAUAUUUCUGACGUAAAAAAAGAAAUGAGAAAUAACAUUUCUGAAUUUGUAUUAAAACGUUCAUUGUUGUCUCUCUGGCAGAGGUUACAAGCAGAUAUGUGUAAAGAAAUGAAUUUAGACGAAAACAAGAUUGUAUACAGUGCUAUGAAAGAAGCGGCUGACCAAAUAACAAGCUUUAUUCCAAACAUGUCCUCAAGCAUUAAAGCACAGCUCCUACCACUCCAGGGUGUGCCUUGGAAAGAAUGGAGCCAGAAUUUAAAAACGGUCAACAAAUCGUCGAAGUACAAAAAUAUGCAAGAAAAUGGUCUUAUCAGAAAUAAAAUGAUCGAAGCCAGACUAUCGCAGUUUCAUAUUUGUGAAAAUCUCGGUCCUUUCAUGAGCAUGUUUAUUGAUAAAAUACUACAAAUUUGA
Mytilus californianus (California mussel) is the source of this 1422-nucleotide messenger RNA. RefSeq names its product up-regulator of cell proliferation-like. Lineage: Eukaryota; Metazoa; Mollusca; Bivalvia; Mytilida; Mytilidae. Bases 1 to 1422 code for a protein of 473 amino acids. The record is from RefSeq and is a predicted model, not a curated record. The transcript has a single exon.